This is a messenger RNA of Phytophthora nicotianae INRA-310, 2600 nucleotides long. RefSeq lists its product as hypothetical. Bases 1 to 2376 code for a protein of 791 amino acids. Gene Ontology annotation, molecular function: endo-1,3(4)-beta-glucanase activity. The record is from RefSeq and is a predicted model, not a curated record. The transcript has a single exon. Lineage: Eukaryota; Oomycota; Peronosporomycetes; Peronosporales; Peronosporaceae.
AUGAAGCUUUCGGGCUGGGCUCAAGUCCUUGUAGUCAUUGCGGUGGUGGCACGUAGCGUGGUAGCCACGGUUGAUGAUCCUGAUGUUGGCGAAGGUUUCAACUUCCUCGAUGGAACUGUGGAGAGUGCCACCGAAAAGUUGAUUGGUACUCUGAGUCCCAACGCCCCGGCGAGCACGCAGCAAAGCCCAGUGGGCGGUGAAUACUUCGCACCGUUUGGUACUGACGAGCCAUCCGAGGAACUCUUUAAACGGAAUGGCAGUCUCGCAAAGCUUGCUCCAAUCAUCAACGUCGCCAAAGAAGCGCUCAAUCAGCCAAUUCCGACUAACAAGUGGUGGGGCAACUUGAUCCACGUCACAGCUACCAAUAAGUCAGAAAACUUUCCUGCGUGGGCUCAACCGUACUCAUUUUUUCUGCCAAAGGUAGCACCAUACGGCGUGCAAGCGUGUUAUCCCUACACAUACCGUGAGAUGGCAUCAGAGAUUAACAAUACCGUCAAAUGGUACUCUCAUAGUAUUCACAACGACCUUACGCUCUCCGCCCAAGAGUUCAACGAGACAAAACCAAAGUACGAAGUGUAUUCAUGGGAUGACAUUGGCAUCAAGCUCCGUACUUGUGCCCCUGGUAGCGUUGGGUGCAUUGAUUCGGCACUAUUGAGCGGCAUGGCCUUCGUGUCGGCCAAAUACAACGGACUUACACCACGUAUCGAUACCGAGCACAACAUCACGUAUGUGGCCAACUCGGCGCCGGGCAAGUUUGUCAUCCAUCUCAACAACAGCCAAACGUGGGUACUGUACGCAAGUGACAAGAGCCUGUCGCUCCGUGUGGAGGAGUCGGUGGUGUUCUCUGUGAACGCCUCGGGUUCGUCGUUAGUGGCGGACAAGGGAUACUCUGGCACGAUCCGAGUAGCUGUACUACCGGAGGGGGCGGAAGACACAGUUUACGACGAGUACGCGGGGUGUGUGGUGCGUGGCGGCAGUGUUUCAAUGGAGUCGCGCACGGGAUACUCGCUACACUGGGACGUGGAGGGAAGUUCAUGUGACUCGGUAGGCCUGCUGCACUUCGCACUGCCGCACCAGAUUGAGUCGAUGAGUGGGUCUCCGAUGAAGACGACAAGUCCUGGUGCCAUCGUUCUGCAUUCAACCACAAGAGGGCAAAUGGUUGGCCAAGUGUCAACGUUAUGGGCGUUCGUGGAGCCUGAGGCAGACUUCGAAGUGGACUUCUAUCCUGCUCGAAAGCCAACUCCUUGGGUGGUUCUCCAGACUGGCAUGCUCAAGACAUUGCAGAAGGACAUCAUGGCAAACUGGUCCUUGAAUGCGAACAGUUGGUACUUCAACGGCAAGUACUACCAGAAGUAUGCGUCAUUAUGCCUGAUGGCUGCAGAUACGGCCGUUGUUGGGUCUGACACGACAUUGCUAACUUAUUGCUUGGAAAAGCUGGAAGCUAUGAUUGAGCCAAUGCUGAACAACACUCUGUCGCCACCGCUUGUCUACGAAACUCUGUACGGCGGAAUUGUUUCAAGCUUGAUCUUUGAGAACGGUUGGCUGUACAUGGACUUCGGCAGCGGAAUCUACAACGACCAUCACUAUCACUUCGGCUACUUUGUGACGGCUUCGGCGAUUAUAAAGCACUUGGACCCCAACUGGUCUCGUAUGCCGGAACUCGAGAGAAUUAUCUGGACGAUGCUGCGAGACGUUGCAAAUCCGAGCCUGGAAGAUCCCUACUUCCCUCGUUUUCGCCACUUCUCCUGGUACCAUGGCCACUCGUAUUCACGGGGCGUCACUCUACUAGACCAUGGCAAGGACGAGGAAAGCACGUCCGAAGAUAUAAACUUUUACUACGGUAUGACGAUGUGGGGCAAAGUGACGGGCCACAAGGCAAUGGAGGACCUCGGAAGUCUGAUGCUGCGUCUGAACGCACAUGCCAUUCGUACGUAUUUCUUACUGAAGUCGGACAAUACUGUCCACCCACCGGAGAUCGUGCGCAACCACGUCACGGGCAUCUUCUUCGACAACAAGGUGUACUAUAACACGUGGUUCCUCGACGAGGUGUAUGCGAUUCACGGCAUUCAAAUGAUCCCGGUGUCCCCGAUCAACGAAUUGGCACGCACGUCGGAAUUCGUAGAACAGGAAUGGAAUGACAUUUUGUCAAAGGAAAGUAUUGUCACCAUGAAGAACAGCAACAACACGUGGCUCUCGCUGCUGUUGGUGAACGCAGCCACAGUCAACCCGAUGGACUCGUUGCGCAAGCUGAAGAACGCCACCAUGGACGACGGUUUGUCGCGGUCGUGGGCACUGUACAACGCAGCCACGCGCUGCCGCGACGGCGUGGACAUUAAGGGAACGGUCUCCAAGCUACAAGUAGCGGUUGAGGUGUAGGUCGUAAGAAUGGAGAUCAAGUUGAAGUUGAGCAGAAUGAAGGUCAGGUUGAAGCUUACAAGGAAUGAAGGUCAAGUUGUUGUUGGAGACUAAGGAGUGGAGGUCACGUUGAAGUUUUCCGAAACGUCGCAAGGCACCACCAGCACUGCAGUGACUCCAGGUAUAUUGUCGGUACUGAUGUGGUUGAGCCUUGCGCCAGAUAGGAUCGUCGUUGAAACGCAAGG